AUGAGUGAAUUGGUCUUAAUCAAAGAACCUCAAAAUAAUAAAUAAGCAAUAAGAGAAUUAAUUCUUCCUUCUUUAUAAACAGCAAUGAGUUUUAUCUUGGGAUACCUUCCAAAUACAAUUUCGAUAUACUUAAUUGAAUUUAAAGAGUAGGAUUCAGUAUUAGUAGGAGCUUUAGGAUUGGGUAUAUUAAUUACUUAGGCAGUUGGUAUGGGAAUUUAGAAUGGUAUUGCAACUGGUUUGGAAACUUUGGUGUCUCAAGCAUAUGGAGCAAAUCAAUUUGAAUUGUGUGCAAAACUCUAUUACAGAUCCUUAUUUGUAUGCACAUUAUUUAUGAUACCUAUAUCAAUAUUUUUGAUAUUUUCAACACAAUUGAUGUCACUUAUUAAUAGGUAAAAAUUUGAUUCACUUUAGUAACGAAUAAUUAGUAUAAGAAGCAGGAAGAUUUAAUAAAUAUAUGGUUGCAGCAGUAUAUUUAGAUGCAAUUUUUGUAAAUACUAAGGUAUUUCUAAAUGGUUAAAAUAUUUAUAAUUAUCAAUUUUAUACUUAACUAAUCUCAUGCAUAUUUUUUUUUGGGAUUAGUUAUUUUUUUAUUGUUUAAUAGGGAAUGGGAUUAAUUGGAUGUUCUUUAGGUUGGACAUGCUUUGAAAUCAUAAAUAAUAUACUUUUAUUUUCAUUCAUUUUUAUAACAAAAUGUUGUGAAGCUACAUUAUUUCGAUUUAAAAUUGUAUAUUUACAUAAUACAAUCAAAUUUCUUAAAGAAGCUAUUCCUAUUGGAUCUAUUUUAUUGUUGGAAUGGAUAAGUUAUGAUAUAUAUUUAAUACUUGUUAGUUAUUAAGAUGAAUCUAUUAUUAGUGCACAUGUUUUGAUGGCUAAUUUUGCAUCAUUCAUCUAUUAGUUUAGCUAUGGUAUUUCUAUUGCAUCCACUACAUUUGUUGGAAAUGAAAUGGGCAGAAAAAAUAUACAAAUGGCCAAAAAAUUUGCCAAAGCAACUUUUUUUAUUGUUACAAUUUUCUUAGUAAUUACUUUGGGAUCUUUCACUAUUUUUGGAAAUUAAUUAAUUGAAAAAGUAAGUCAUGAAGAAGUUGUUGUUUAAGAAAUAUAAGAUAUAUUGUAUAUUUUGGUAUUCUUCAUUUUUAUAGAUGGUAAUAUAUUACACUUAAUAUUUUUAGGAUUGUAAGCUAUAAUUUCUGGUUUAGUAAGAGCAGUAGGUAGAGAAUCCAGUGCCUCUAUAACAUUUAUAUUUUGUUAUUUGGUUUUAGGUGAAGUUGUGGGAUACUUUUUAUGUUAUCCUUUGAAUUUGAAACUAAAAGGUAUAUGGAUUGGUAUGACAGUUGGAGCUUUAACUUAUGAUAUUAUACAAUUUAUAAAUUUAAUUUGGAAAGAUUGGAAUGAACAAGCUGAAUUAAUUGAAAAAAAAAUUGAAGCUUUGCAUCGUUUAUAGAUCUAAUUGUUAUAGACUGAAGAAGAAAUAUGA
Paramecium pentaurelia is the source of this 1474-nucleotide messenger RNA. The record is from the annotation of a GenBank genome assembly. Lineage: Eukaryota; Ciliophora; Oligohymenophorea; Peniculida; Parameciidae.